AUGCGGAGCGUUACUACCGAGAUAGAUAGAGACGCUGAAGUAGAUCUAUACAGUCCACGCAUGACGUGUGUAGAUGUGAAUGUGAACGUACCUACACAGCCACAUGAACACGAAGUACAGGCAAUGAAUACUACAGGCUCUUUAAAUGCAACUGAAAGCGCCGGAGGAGAUACGAACAAUGGGCGGCAAAGGGAUGACCCUGCCAAGACAUCCGUGCGAAUACGAAGCGAGAGUUAUCAUGAGACGACAAGGGUUGCGUCUGGUAAUGGAGCUGACUAUAUGCGCACGAAUGGCGGACAAAAACACACAGGCACUGGUCAUAGAGACGAACACGCACCCGCGGACGAUAUCAGAGGGCAGGCACAGGAUGAGACGAAUCUACGCCCCCGAGAAGCACAACAUGGACACAGGGCCGCUGCCGCACCUGUGCUACGUCAUGCACGGGCGAGCGAUAUGCAGGAUACGGGACAGGCUCAGGCGGAUGCAGCACACAUACGCACACACACACACGUACACGUACACGAACACGAGACAGACCGAUCCCUGAUCCGAAGGCACCGGCGUGACAACAGCCAAACGGGCAAUUUGGAGGAUGUUAAGACAGACACUUUGGGUGUGGACACUCACACACCUACGCACACGGGCGGGUGUAUCAGUGUCAGUGCGCGGGAGGGUGUGCUGUGGGUGAGCUGUGAGGGGUGGAUGGAGGUGGAUGGGGAUGUGGGCAAGGUGGUAGGUAGGCACACUGGUGGAAAUCCACGGAGAGUGUCUACAGAGGCAGGCACACAGGAUACCCGUGUGCAUGCAUACGGACACGCUCGCAACCGUGCAGCUGAAGCUGAGCACACGGAGGGGGUUGACAGUGCGAGCCAAUGCCAGGCACAGAUGCGCUCGUGCGUGUUGGAGGCCACGUGUGACGGCUGUGGUGUGUGCGGUGGAGCGGGAGCGUCGUGUGCUGCCAUGUGCGACGAUGAAG
Messenger RNA from Sphaeroforma arctica JP610, 976 nucleotides. RefSeq lists its product as hypothetical. The annotation marks the transcript as partial. The transcript has a single exon. The record is from RefSeq and is a predicted model, not a curated record. Lineage: Eukaryota; Ichthyosporea; Ichthyophonida.